UACUGAGCACAGGACUUGGACACUGGAAAUGCUUGAGCUUCUGGAGCUCUUGGACAAGGAGCCAGCAGCUCCAGGGGCAGGACAUGGUGCUGCUGGGGCUUGUUCUCCUCGCCAGGACUGUCCCAGAAUCCCAGAAUGGCUUGGGCUGGAAGGGACCUUAAAGCUCAACUCCCUCCUGCACCCCUGCCACAAACCUGAUGGAAUCCCUAAAAUAAUUGUGCUUUGUAGGUGUUGCACUGGAUUUUGCCAUGGCAGUGUUGGCUGGGAGCAGAUAAGUGGUGGCUUCCCCUUGUAGCAUCAUCAGGACAUGGGGCUGCUCUAAAUCUUCCUCCCGUGUUUCUGGUAGCACUUCCUCUACUGAGUUUUCAUCUUGUAAAAUUAGUUGUGAAAUUGAUGCAGCCUCAAACAUGGUUAGUUUGAGUUUGUCUUUUGUAAGUGAAGUCUUCCUUGGAGUAUUCUAGGGAGAAGUCCACAGGAACAGGGUGGUUUGGCUUAAGCACUACAGAGAUGCUUUGCAAAUGCUGAAAUUCGAAAACCUAUUAACUCUUUUUUUAAUUCUUCUUUUUUUCAGUUCCUUGUGGGGAGCCUGGAAGUACCUUCAGUAAAGCUGCUAACACUGAUGAGAGAUCUUUUAUGCCAAGGUCGUCGCUCUCUGAACAGACCACACCAUGCGUGAGUACAAGCUGGUGGUCCUUGGUUCAGGAGGUGUGGGCAAGUCUGCUCUGACUGUACAGUUCGUUCAGGGAAUUUUUGUUGAAAAAUAUGACCCAACAAUAGAGGAUUCAUACAGAAAGCAAGUGGAAGUAGACUGUCAGCAGUGUAUGCUGGAGAUCCUCGACACAGCAGGGACAGAGCAGUUCACAGCCAUGAGGGAUCUGUACAUGAAGAAUGGGCAGGGGUUUGCACUAGUAUAUUCUAUAACAGCACAGUCCACGUUUAAUGACCUGCAGGACCUGCGGGAACAGAUUCUACGGGUUAAGGACACUGAAGAUGUUCCCAUGAUUCUGGUUGGCAAUAAAUGUGACCUGGAGGAAGAACGAGUGGUGGGCAAAGAGCAGGGGCAGAACUUAGCACGACAGUGGUGCAACUGUGCCUUUCUAGAAUCGUCUGCAAAGUCCAAAAUCAACGUAAAUGAGAUCUUUUAUGACCUGGUCAGACAGAUAAAUAGAAAAACACCAGUGGAAAAGAAGAAGCCUAAAAAGAAAUCAUGUCUGCUGCUUUAGACUCGCAUCAUGCAGCAGCUCUGAGCCAGAUUGCAGGAAUGAAGAACUGUUGCCUAAAUGGAAAGUGCCAGCAUUCCCAACUUCAGAACCUUAUGGAAAUGAGUAACAUAUCGGAAGAAGCUUCUCCUGUUUUUUAUGUACUAUGGGAAGAAUUUACAUCUUAAAAAUGGUUUGGACACAGUCUCUGGAAAAAGCAGUUGCUCUGUGUAUAUCUCUUGGAAAUUUAAGCCAAUAUUCCUCCUCCUUUGCAAUAGCAAUUAACAGAUGUGAAAAUAAAUGUAAUUGACUCUAGCAUAUGAUUAUCCCAAGGAGCAUGGAUGCAUUUCAAAUGUUAGAGAUUGCUACUAUAAUUAAAAUUCAUAUUGACCAUUUUAUCAUAAUUUCUCCCCAUCAAGCACUAAAAAUGUUCCACUGUUAUAUUUUAUAUCUAUAACUAUAGAUAUAUAUUAUCCAAAAUUUCCCUUUGAACUCACUGCAACAAGUAACUUUUUGAGUCAUUGACUUCAUUUUAUAUUUAAAAGUUAUGGAAUAUCAUUAUUUUCAUUCUGCCAUUGUAUUCGAAUUAAAAAUGUUUGUGCAUAAUGCUUUGGAAAAAUGGGUCUUUUAUAGGAAAAAAACUGGGAUAACUGAUUUCUAUGGCUUUAAAAGCAAAAAUAUAUAAUAUACUAAACCAACUCUAAUAUUGCUUCUUGUGUUUUACUGUCACAGAUUAAAUUACAGCUUUUAUGAAUGAUUAAAUUUUAGUACAUUUUCA
Cinclus cinclus is the source of this 1977-nucleotide messenger RNA. RefSeq names its product RAP1A, member of RAS oncogene family (gene RAP1A). Gene Ontology annotation, molecular function: GTP binding; GDP binding; GTPase activity. The transcript is spliced from 8 exons. Gene Ontology annotation, cellular component: plasma membrane. Gene Ontology annotation, biological process: negative regulation of synaptic vesicle exocytosis; cellular response to cAMP; Rap protein signal transduction. The coding region runs from base 669 to 1223 and encodes 184 amino acids. Lineage: Eukaryota; Metazoa; Chordata; Aves; Passeriformes; Cinclidae. The record is from RefSeq and is a predicted model, not a curated record.